Molecule: messenger RNA, 3927 nt
Organism: Oncorhynchus nerka (sockeye salmon)
Lineage: Eukaryota; Metazoa; Chordata; Actinopteri; Salmoniformes; Salmonidae
Gene: syt13
Product: synaptotagmin XIII
Biological process (GO): regulation of dopamine secretion; regulation of calcium ion-dependent exocytosis; cellular response to calcium ion
Cellular component (GO): exocytic vesicle; axon; synapse
Molecular function (GO): calcium-dependent phospholipid binding; calcium ion binding; phosphatidylserine binding
Source: RefSeq, a predicted model, not a curated record
CUCCUGGCUGAACAGCAUAAUGGGGAUAGUGCGUUGAGAGAAGGGGAAUGAGAUCAGCCUAUUUUUUUAAAACUUUCUGUUGGUGUGUAAAAAAAAAAAAGGUUAUUCUGGGGAGUAGGAUUUUUACCUCUGACGUCAUUCAGAUGCCAGACAUGGAUGGGUCUGAGGGCAACAGGAAAGUGGUAGUGAGGAAGAGAAGGAAGGAAGAGAAAGGAACGUAGAGCUAAAGAGCACAAAGAGACAGAGAAGGGAAGCAUCAAUGAAACAUACAUAUUCUGUCCUAACCAGCUAGCAGCCAGCCAGCCUCUACCCUCCCACUCCUUUCUCUCCCUUUGUCUUUUCUCAUCCCUCCUCUCACUGAAUAUAUGCAAGUAGACAAGGCGGGCUUCCUCUCUCUCAUGCUGUUCUCUUCUGCAGACAGGAACAUUAUCCCUCUGUCUCUGGAUGAGGGAACUGCAUACUGAAAGUGCUUGCAACCAACUGCUGGGACCCGAAUGAAGUGCAGCCUGUCUCCUGAAAAAUCGUCCUAUUUUUGUGGGACAUUUGCUGCAGACUAACCAAUCAGCAUCUCCGCAUCUUUAUUUGUAAUGCUGCCUGAAGAGUAACUUGGACAUAUUUAGCUUCCUUUCUUCUUCCUCUUUAUUUUUUCCUGUGUUGCCCUUGUUGACCAGCAUGAUUUUCACCACAGCUGCUGUCCUUGGUGCCACGCUGGGCACUGCGUCAGGCAUCCUCACUCUCUGUGGGCUCUCACUGAUCUGCAGGUCCUGUAAGAAAGGCAAGCUGGAAAGUGGUGAAGAUGCAGACCCAGAGAAGGCUAAACCCAGUGUUCUGCACUCCUCAGAGCAGUUCAGUGUGGAAAAAUCCACAGAGCCCAUCCAACCAAGGACAUUGUUGAAAUUUCCCAAAAUAUACAAGCCCAAACCGUCUGUGACCUCAUCUGAGGUCAUCAGCUACCCUGAUCAUGCUUCAGAGAAGGGGGGCGAACCCUCUCCCGAGGGACCCUCGACUGAGCCUGAUGCUGGUAACCAAGCAACGGACAGCUCUGACACGUUCACGAUCCUCAGACAAGACUCAAAGGACAAAACCUGUGCCAGGGAUCUUACCAAUGGGAUGACAACAAGCAGCUCCAUCUUCCACCCUAAGCUGCAUUUCUCUCUCACCUAUUAUACUGACCAGAACGAGCUACAUAUCACCGUGAUAGAAGCGGAGCAUUUGUGUGUGGGGUCGGGCUGUGAGGGCUAUGUGGCCGGAGUCCUGACCUUUGCAGCAGGACCGAGGGAGGCCCAGACCUCGUCGCGACGCCUGACCAACCACACCCGCUGGGAGGAAGGAUUGGUGUUCUCCCUGCCAGGAGGGUAUGAGGUGGAGGGCGAAGUGGCUCUCUCCCUGCACAGUUGUGACCGCUUCUCCCAGAACACCAACCUGGGCGUUAUGAGGUUCAAGCUGGUUGAUGUGGGCAUGAUGUCCAAUGCAGACUGCUGGGUCGACCUUCAACCACCAAAACAGGAUGUCCAGUCAGCUGGAGAGCUCCUGCUGUCCAUAAGUUACCUGCCUGCGGCCAACCGGCUGGGAGUAGUGGUGAUGAAGGCUAGAGGACUACAGUCGGACAAGCUGAAGGACUCCAUAGACCUGUCUGUGAAACUGGCCCUGAAGCACCAGACUACCAAGCUGAAGAAGAAGCAGACGCGACGGGUCAAGCACAAGAUGAACCCAGUGUGGAAUGAGAUGAUGAUGCUGGAGGUUCCCCGCGAGCUGCUGUCUAAAUCCAGUCUGGACUUGGAGGUGUUGAAUCAGGCAGGUCCUGGUGAGCAGGAGUCCCUGGGCCGCUGUCAGCUGGGUUUACAGGCCUCUAACACUGGCCUCCAACACUGGCAGCAGAUGCUAGACAACCCCCGUAAGCAGAUCGCCAUGUGGCACCCACUGUAUGAGUAAGAUAACCACCUGUCCGCUUUGCCAUUCCAAAUACCCAAAUAGUAUUACCACACAUAAAAAUGUAACCAUACAAGGCUGGACUGAGUAAUUCCGGAUCCUGCCUUCCUGGAUCAGGGUUUAAGAGCCUAAAUCUAUGUAUCCACUUAUAUGGAAAUGGAAAUAUAUAUAUAUAUGGAAAUUAUAUGGAAAUUAUCCCAUUGCCUGCCAUUAUUUAUCCCACAGCAUCCUAUAACAUGUCAACAAUAGCAUACACCGAACUGACAUAUCACUGGAUAUCACAGAAUUUCCCAAGAUUUCCAACUAUGAACACAUUUGAUAUAUUCAACGAAACUCAUCAAUGCAAUGUAAUACUUGUAGUACCUAUACUUAACCACCUCUAUGAUCUGUUUUUAUAGCUGAACAGAAUAAACAUGAUAAGUAAUGUCUGUGUUUCUGUGGUAUAGGGGAUUAUGUGUAUGGUAUGUAAUGAUAUGAUAAACACAAGUGAAUUAUUCUACAGUAGAGCUGUCAUUGUAUUUGUAAAGUGAUGUAUUCACACACUUGGAAAGCAAUGGAGAAAAUGCGCCGAGCAGAAAGUAAAAAAGCCUGCCAAUAUUGAAUGGAUCGGAGAUUCAAAAGCCCUGUGAUGGACUUACAGGCGACUAUACGUUUUAAAGUUGAUCUCAUUACACAGGGCCUCAAAACGGCAGCUAAAGUUAUACAAAUGAUGUAUAAAAAAAAAAUCGGUUUAAUCAGGUAAUAUACGGUAUUUGUCAUUUUUAUGAAUAUGCGCAGCUGUAUUUUAUCUUUGGAGAAUACGAGAGUUGUUACACGUGUUAUAUUCAAAGUAGGUCAAUACAACUAUCAACUUAUCCCAUUUCACACCUGUUUCCAUUCAACCCACUUUGCUUCAGUUAUUAUGUACAAAAGGUAUUUUUCUCCAGUGUAGUUUUGCUUGUACGUAGCUUUUGUCAAGUGAAGUGCUAUAGACUGAGCCAGUGAGAAACAUACUGUGUCAUUUGAAACUUUACAUACGGACACACAACGUGUGUGAAAAUAAAAAAAGCUACCUGCACGAUCUUCGAAAUAUCUGUUUCGAGUCUAAUUAAACUGAGGAUGUGCAAAUACCCAGGCAUCCAGAGAGCACUAUGUACAGUAUCAGCCCAUAACACCAGACAUUGAUGUAAUAUAUAUUGAUACUUCCUAUACUCAGAGCUCAUUAUGCAUAACUGAUAUAACUUUGGACCUGACCUGCUAUACAGUAGCUAGCAUUUCAUAGCUGAAUGAGCACUACCCUUAUCACGCUGAGAUGAAGUUACACAUUAAUAUCACCCAUCCAAGCCAUUUCACAAAAAAACUCAGAUUUACUGUAACAGACCAGAAUAUAAUCAACCUAUUAUAAUGAUAACUAUGGCUAGUUCACAUGCACGUGUUGUAUUUACAAGAACACUGGUAAUACUGUAUGCUGAGUUGUUUGUUGUUGUUAAAUCAUGUCACUCUUCAAGUGCAACAAGGGAUUCAUCUCUCUCAAUACACCUACGUAAAUCCUAUUCACAGUACGUAGCCUACUCCUUGACUCACAAUCACAGGCUUGUAUUUUCUGCUGGAAAAAAAAAACGUAUUGCAGUUUCCAUUUUAAAACAAAUGUAUAUUUUUUGGGGAUGAAAUUAUUUCAACAAAUGUCUUAUUGUGUGUGCUUAUUGUACUUAGGUCAUCAUUUAUAGAUAUUAGUCAUUUUUUAAAGACAUCUUCAUGAGACUGAUUGAUCAUUUGCCAGAUUGCUUUAGGAUGCCAUGGCCAUUAAAUUCCUGCCUAUUUGUUAAGAUAUGAUCAAUCUACUGUGUAAGUAGUGCAACCAUUAUGCAUGCGAUGGUGUGCAAAGCGCAUACACUUUAUAGCCCUAAACAACAGCACUUCCAACUAAUGAUGUAGCUACAUUGUUAUGUAAAAUAACUGGUGCAGAUGCAGUGGUUGGAUAUAAAGCUACAAUAAAUCAUCCAGCAUUUCCAGGCAGUU